Drosophila suzukii is the source of this 827-nucleotide messenger RNA. The record is from RefSeq and is a predicted model, not a curated record. Lineage: Eukaryota; Metazoa; Arthropoda; Insecta; Diptera; Drosophilidae.
CGGAACUGACCUUUAUCAGACAGGCGAUGGUGGUCUAUGGCACUUUAAUCGGCUAUCUUAUCACCUGCCUUAUAUUGGCAUCAGGUAAAGCUCUAUUCCUGGAACUCCCCAAUGCGUAUCCUGUUCAAGUGGCGGAAAAUGUGUUUUCCAGGUCAUGUGGGUGGAACGGUUGUGGACAAGCGCCUCGAUAUCCUCUUCUCGAUCGGCGGCUUUGUGCUGUUCGUGGCCUCGGGCACCAUUAUCCUGGACCAGUGGCUGGGACACUGCACGUCGCAGGAGGAGAAGGAAGUGCUCCUGGUCGUCGGAAUCUUGAGUCUGACCAACGGGGCCAUCUUCGUGGGCGAUAUGUUCGUUGUGUUGGGCUCUUGAAAUAGUUGCUUACACUCAAAUUGUUUAUAAUAUAAAGUAUUUUUUUUUAUAUUUUGUAAAAUGAAAAUGAAUUUAUGAAAUAUAGAGAGUUUAUAGACAAGAUACGAAGAGAAAAGGUAGUAUAAAAAGCCAUGGUUUAUAUUGUUUCUAAUUAAAGUCCCUUUUUUAUAGUUAAAUACAUAGUUAUUGUGCUAAUAAAUUUUGGAUUGUAAACUAAUAUAAAAAUGUGUUAUAAGAAUGCCUUUCUAAGUAUGGUGAAUUUGUAUUAAUAUAUAAAAAAAUCACCCAUGUAUAUGGAUAGUUCUAAUAUUGGCAUCAUCUUAAGCCCUCGCAACUAGUACUAUAAGAUCCAUUGUUAGUUUUAGUUUUGUAAACAGCUCUAACAUCCCGUAAACAGAAUAUUAAUAUAUUUAUUAUAAUAAACCCCGCUAAUGAUAUCCCAUAUAUCAUUUUUCACC